UUUCGUUUAUUAUAAAAGUGGCAAUUAUUUUGAUUUAAUUGAAAUUAUUUUUUACUAAAUGAGUUCUCCGCCAUGCGGAAUUGUAAAUUGUUUCUGAAAUAGAACAGUACGGUAACACCUACCUUAUAUAUAAGAAUAAAAAAUAAGAAAAGGCGCUGGCCGAGGUUAUCAAAAGAAUUUGAUAAGUAUAUUCGAAUUUGGAAGCACUGUAGCUGUACAAAAACAAAGUUUUUGAAAGAUUACGAUAAUAUGUGAUAACUUUACGAUCUAGUGACAUUUAUGAUUUAAUCAUUUAACAAAAGCCGUUCACCUUCAGAACUUUGAAGUGGUUUGUGGUCUAAAUAAAUUCGCAAGCAGAAAAAAAAUAAUUGUAGUUAAACAUGGCUGAAACAGUUGGAAAGGUUAUAAAAUGUCGUGCUGCAGUUGCUUGGGAACCUAAAAAGCCGCUAACUAUUGAAAACGUAGAAGUUCAUCCGCCAAAAGCUCAUGAAGUUCGUGUAAAAAUUAUUGCAACUGGCGUUUGUCAUACAGAUGCAUAUGCUCUAGGUGGACUUGACGCUGAAGGUGUAUUCCCAGUAAUAUUAGGGCAUGAAGGUGCUGGUAUUGUAGAAAGUGUUGGAGAAGGUGUAACGAAGUUUAAACCUGGGGAUAAAGUAAUUCCUCUGUACAUUCCACAAUGUGGUGAUUGCGAAUACUGUAAACAUCCGAAAACCAAUCUUUGCCAAAAAGUAAGAGCUACCCAAGGAAAAGGUGUAAUGCCUGAUGGUACAACACGCUUUAGUUGUAAUGGUAAAGCAAUCUAUCAUUUUAUGGGAACUUCAACUUUCUCUGAGUACACAGUUGUUACUGAUAUUAAUUUGUGUAAAAUAAAUGAAAAAGCACCAUUAAACAAAGUUUGCCUAUUGGGUUGUGGAAUUCCAACUGGAUACGGAGCUGCACUAAAUACCGCUAAAGUUGAACCAGGCAGCGUUUGCGCUAUUUGGGGUCUUGGUGCUGUUGGUCUUGCAGUUGCCAUGGGUUGCAAAGCAGCAGGUGCAUCAAAAAUUUAUGGUAUUGAUAUUAAUCCUGCCAAAUUUGAAGUAGGUAAAAAAUUUGGUGUUACUGAUUUUGUAAAUCCAAAGGACCAUGGUGAUACACCAAUACAAAAUGUUCUUGUUGACAUGACAAAUGGUGGAUUUGAUUUUACUUUUGAGUGUAUAGGAAAUGUAAAUACAAUGAGAUCAGCUUUAGAAGCAUGUCAUAAAGGAUGGGGUACCGCCGUUAUUAUUGGUGUUGCUGCUUCUGGUCAAGAAAUUUCAACAAAACCGUUCCAAUUAAUUACGGGAAGAACAUGGAAAGGAACUGCAUUUGGUGGAUAUAAAAGUGUUGAAUCAGUACCAAAUUUAGUCGACUCAUACAUGAAUAAAAAAUUAAUGGUUGAUGAAUUUAUUACACAUACCAUGAACUUAAAUGAUAUUAACAAAGCAUUUGACUAUAUGCAUGAAGGUAAAAGCAUUAGAAGUGUUGUAGAGUUCUAAAGUGAAAAAAAAAAUAAUGUUAUGAAUUCUUUAUAUUUGGUCUUUUGUUAUAAAUUACAUUUUUAUAUUACUAUGUAUAUUAAAUAUUACAAAUGUAUACAGUUCUUUUUUGCUACGAAUAAAAUUUGGCGUAUUGAGAAAUUUUA
Molecule: messenger RNA, 1663 nt
Organism: Condylostylus longicornis
Lineage: Eukaryota; Metazoa; Arthropoda; Insecta; Diptera; Dolichopodidae
Gene: Fdh
Product: alcohol dehydrogenase class-3
Exons: 5
Coding region: 381-1517 (378 amino acids)
Biological process (GO): formaldehyde catabolic process
Cellular component (GO): cytosol
Molecular function (GO): S-(hydroxymethyl)glutathione dehydrogenase [NAD(P)+] activity; zinc ion binding
Source: RefSeq, a predicted model, not a curated record